This is a messenger RNA of Biomphalaria glabrata, 6804 nucleotides long. Its product is annotated as serine-rich adhesin for platelets-like. Gene Ontology annotation, cellular component: cytoplasm. The record is from RefSeq and is a predicted model, not a curated record. Gene Ontology annotation, molecular function: protein tyrosine/threonine phosphatase activity; MAP kinase tyrosine/serine/threonine phosphatase activity. Gene Ontology annotation, biological process: protein dephosphorylation; negative regulation of MAPK cascade. NCBI's taxonomy places the organism in Eukaryota, Metazoa, Mollusca, Gastropoda, Planorbidae. The coding region runs from base 387 to 4541 and encodes 1384 amino acids. The transcript has 9 exons.
AAAAAAUUAAAAAAACAAGAAAAACAUAGACUCUAGAUAUCUAGAUUAGAUCUAAUACUAAACUGACUAAAGGCAAAGGUAGAAAAGUCUACAUUCUUUGUAGACUCUAUAUAGAUCUAGAUCUACUUAAUAUAGAACUUAAUUUAGAUAUACAUUAGAGUUUAGAGUCUAAAUCUAUAUUAGACUAGAUCGGUUCACUAGAUCUAGAUUCUAGAUAUCUGAGUAUUUUGAAUAUCUACAGAUUCUUUCCUGGGAGUAGAGGCAGUGUGUACAUUCUUUACCGCUCAAGUCCUCGCAAUGGAGCAAGCCAUCCAGCUGACCCCCAGAGACAAGUGGAAACACAGGGGCACGUGAGGGCCCCCAAAUUUCAGGUGCUGUGGCAAGGCAUGUACCUGAUGGCCGCUUUAUCCACCUACGAAAACGGCAGCAAGAAACACGGUUGUGCACACGGGGUUCAGGAGUGCAGAAGGGGCCACCUUAGUAACGUGGUCACCAAUCUUGGUAGCUGUGGUGCAAUGUCCGAUUUCGAACUGCUGGAGAUAGACGAAAAUGAUAACAGCUUCCCAUGGGGGCUAAUCCACCACAAUGAGCUGGCACACAUGUUAAACAACGGUCUAGGCAAGACAAUGGUGAUAGACAGCCGUUCUUUUUUAGAAUUCAACACUAGCAACAUCCACCAGUCUAUCAAUGUCUGUUGUUCAAAACUUGUCAAAAGAAGACUUCAGCAAGAUAAAGUUCAUGUAAUGGACCUAUUGAACCAGGCGUGCAAUGUUGAUGUUGACUCUUCUUGGGAUGUUAUUGUGUAUGAUCAGUGCACAGAAGAUCCCUCUCAACUGACCUCUGAUAACUUUGUUCAAGUCUUGCUGAACAAGUUAAGCACAACAUUCAACAGUGUAGCCUUUCUGAAGGGUGGUUUCUUAGCAUUCCAGGCUUCCCAUCCUGGACUGACAGAGAAUAAAUCUGGAUCUCAUCGCUGCUCAACAUUGACCUCUCUUUCACAGCCCUGCAUGCCAGUCAGCAAUAUUGGCCCAACUCGUAUAUUGCCUUUCCUAUAUCUUGGUAGCCAGCAGGAUUCCCUAAAUCAAGAAGUGUCACAGGUGAAUGGAAUUACCUAUAUAUUAAAUGUGAGUAAAACUUGUCCCCGUCCACCAUACAUCUUGGAGAGUCACUUCCACCGUAUUCCAGUCAAUGAUAACUACUGUGAAAAGCUACUGCCCUACUUUGUUGAAGCCUUCCAGUUCUUGGACAAAGUUAGAGAGGCCAAUGGCUGUGUUCUUGUUCAUUGUUUAGGAGGAGUUUCCCGCUCAGCAACCCUUGCAAUCGCUUAUAUUAUGAAAUAUAUGAAAAUGUCAUCUGACGAAGCCUACAGAUAUGUAAAGGAUAAACGGCCAACCAUCUCACCAAAUUUCAACUUUCUUGGGCAACUAUUAGAAUAUGAAAAGAUCAUCAGGAAAGAAGAACAGCUGGAAGAAGCUCGCAGAGAGGCUAUCAAAGCCACUACUUUUGAUGACAGUAUAUCCUGUGAAACAGAACGAGCCAGUCCAGGGUCCAUGGACCUUCAUACUACCAGUCCUUCUUCUCCAGGACCGCGUACUCUACGCCAGACAGUUAGCUCCUCUAUGCUAUUCAAACUAAAUUUAACUCAGGAAACUGAACUGUUCUCAGACACUACAUCCCAGAUACUUGCAUGGCACCGCAGACCUCAAGGCCUGGCUACCAGAAACAUAGUGCAGUCACCUGUAAAGGAAGUGAGCAGAUUUUCUUUAGUUGGUUGUAAAUCUGACACAGAUGCUGCAUGUUUUAAUGUGACCAGUCACCAACAAACAUCAGUGGAUAUAAUGACUAACAUCUGUGAUAGAAAAAUUGGGUCAGAAGAUUUGCUGUUUGCCCAAUCUUCAGUCUGUCCCAUCACUGGCUUUCCUAGCCCUGGUGAGGGGGUCAAUCAUGACUUACCCAAACCAACUUGUACCAUAACAGGUUUUCCAGGACCUGAACAGUAUGGCAGCAAUCAACUUGAUGUAACAGACUUUGAUACAAAGACAUUGUUUUUAGACAACCCUGCAUAUCACUCUAAUGUAAGCAGCAGCACUACAACUUUAAAAACCAGUGACACCAUUGUCACUAAUCCCACAACUCAAAAGACUCAGAAAAUGGAGCAGCAACCUAAAAUAAAACAGGGAUUAAGUUUUUCGUCCAUUUUCUCAAACUUUCGCUGGAAAUCAAGACCGCCCACACUUCCGUUAGGCUCCCCUGUGGGUGCAGUUAAAGACACUGGGCAUUCUGUUAAAAAGCAGGGAGGAGAUUUAAGUGGUGGAGGUGAUUCCAGAGUGCAGUUGACCCCAGUGUCUGAGGCAAUUGAGAACUGUGACAUCAUUUUAACAGAUGAAAUGACCAGUAAUGUGUCCAUUGACCAUAAGGAGAAUAAAAAGAUGGAUAAUGACAUUUAUGUACAAACAUACAAUAAAUCAGGCAGCAGUCAUGCAACUACUUCUAUAAUGGCAUCUAAAGUAAUCAAUUCAUGUUUAACUCCGGGUUCAUCCGAGACCACUAUUUCAUCUAUCAACAAAUCAACAUCCCUUAAACUAAGUGCUAAACAGUUUACUCUAGCUCUUAGCUCUCCCACUUCAGAAUUUCCUGUUUGUUUCUCAUCCUCAAGUCACAAGCCUCUCUCCCCAGGUGAUAACAAGAGGAAAAGUGGAUUGACCAAAUCUGACUUUGACAGUCCUGACAAACUGGCCAAGACAGAAGACUUUCACCAACAUACUCUAUCACCUCCAAAAACUUUGAACAUAUCCCAGGGUUCUUCUGACAAGUUACGACAGAGAACUUCAGCUAGGAGGUCCUUUGUAUUACAGCUAUCAUCUCCAACCACAGCUAUGUCAAGGCUUAACUUCAGUUCUCCUUCAGAGAAAACAGAAGAAUCAUUAUGGGCAGCAAGAGAUGAAAGUUCAUUGCUUCAAACUGAUUCCUUGGUACCAAUGGAAAUAGAUAAAUCAAUUAGUGCAUCUUUAUUUACAUCAAACAUUUAUUUUACAGAUGGUGAACUAGGCAGAUGUUCAGCUUCACAAUCUACUUUCACUAAGUCUGAUACUGGUAAAAAAUCAACCCAAUCCAUUGAACCUAACUUUGCUGUUUUUCCAUCUUCAUCACAAUCAUCAUUGUCAACUACAUCUCAUUCAACAGUAGAUUUACCAUCCAUUGUACAGGAAAGUACAACUGCACCAGUAAAUGAUUUAGCAAUUGCAGCAUCUGCAGCUUUAGACAGUUUUCAGGAGCUCCCCACUACAUCUCUGGAUAAAUUAAGCUUCACACCAUGUUUUACCAAAGACAUUGUUAAUGAAUUUAAGGCACGGAAUGCUAAUCUGGCCGCCAGGGAGGAUCACAAUGAGCCAAGAUCUUCAGUGCUAGACUCACCAAUGUCAAUCAGUAGUGGCAGCUCUGCACCAAGUCUAGCAAGUUCCACAAUUUCACCAAUUGAAUCCAAUAUGGUAAAUCCAUUUUCUGACAGUGAACAGAAAUUAUAUGAUGAAACUACCCCAUUAAUUCAUUCAGAACCCCAUACUUUAGGGCAUGCAGUCUCAACUAGUCUAAAGCAGCCUGUUGUGUCCCCAAGUGCAGAUUUCAAUUUGUCUCCAUCCUCUAUGCCCCAGGCAACAAUGUCACCAAUACUACCAAGCAUGACAUCCCCCAACUUUUACAGCAGCACUUCUUCUCUAGAGCUACUGUCCCCAAUGUCUAUAACAGACAGCACCUCAGACUCUCCAAAAUUACUAUCAAAGAGAAGCAGCCUUUGUUCUCUAGCCCAGUCUUCUGCUAGCUCCCCAAUCCUGUCAUUGCCAUCACCUCUUGUGUCCUCACCAUCUAUUUCUCCAAUGGUAACCUCCCCAACUUCCAGUUCAUUUCAUCUUGCCAGCUGUUCUUCAUCUACUUCUUGGACCAGCAUGACCAAAGUGAUUCGACGUGAUAAAAGUAAACGAGUUAUAGACAGACCAUAUAGCAUUGCUUUCUCAUCUUACCCUGCUUGUGAGUUGGUCCCCAACAGCACCAAAGAUGGCAGCUCUGUUGGUCAGACUAGUCAGGAUGAUGCUAGUGAAGCCUAUAUGUCAGUCAGUAGCAAAAAAUCACGUCUAAGCAAGGCCAGUGACUGUCAAGCAUCCCAAGGUCGCACUUCAUGGAGUGGCUACUCAGAGAGAGAAGUUUACAACAAAUAUAAAGAAAUCACAGCUGCUAUGGAAAAUGCUAUGAUGCGAACUCAAGUAUUUUCCAUGCAUUCAUCACCAAACAGCAGGGGAGAUACAACUCGAGCUACAUCUAGAAAAGCUCGCAGCUUGGAAGACUUUUUAGAAAGUAAUACUUCAGAAAGAGAGGAGACCUUGACCUUUAAAGGUGGUAACCAAAGGUGGAAACAUUAUAGAGAGUCACACUUAGAGCCCUUUUACUGUGGUAUGCACAGCACCAGUGAGCCAUAUCAUUCCAGUUCAAGCCUGUCUUCAAAUGGCAGUCAUGGAUCCAGUCUAGAGAUCAUUCAGCAGCCCCGCUGAAUGGUAAGUUCCUCACAUAUCCUGUCUUCUGUCUCUUCAUUACUCCACUACAAAGGCUGUGGAGUGGGAUUCAGUAUUCUACAAUUUUGUUAGGUCUACAACUCUGGUGUCUUCAGGAUCCACAUUUAUGUAAUGCAUUUAUUCCAGUUUUAACAAAAAGAAAUGCAUGUCAAGGACACCAAGUCUAGAUUAAGAACGAAAACUUGAUUUCAAUGUUCAAUUUGAUCAUUUCUAAUAAUUUACAUCUGUAAGAUUUACCCAGAAAAUUGUUGUCACCAUCUUUAAUGAUUGAUUCUAUGAAAUGUUGAAUGUUAGAUGUUAUUUAUUAGAGACUGGGUUGAGUCUAGGUUUCCGCCAUAUGGCUGAGAUAAUUGAAGGAAUCUGCAUAGGUUUAUUUUCUGGUUAAUUCAGCCAUAAGUACAUUCGUAAAUUGUAAUAGAACACAUAAACUUUUUUAUUUCUAGUUAAUAUAAUGUGUCAAUGUUCCUUGGAUUUGUUUAGAAGUCAUCAACAGUUAACAUUAACAUUAACUGGUAAUGUGAAAAAGAGUCUAAUGUAGUCACAAUGUAGGCUUAGGUUAUCCUUACCUUUAGUAUAUAAUUUAGUUUCUUUAAAAUUACUUCAAGAUGUUAAUGCGUAUUAAAUAAAAAACUUACCAAUGGUGAGGUGUUUUUUAAAGUUAGUUGAACUACUACCUUAGGAUAAAAGUAUUAGAAAAAAAAGUAAAUGGAUUCGGUGUAAAAUAAACGGGAAAAUUCUUUUUCACAUUUUUCACAUUUUGUCACACUGGUUCAGCGGUUCUCAGCCUGUGGGUCCCGUCCCUUUUGGGCGUUGAAUGACUUUUUGCCAGCGGUCGCCUAAAACCAUCGGAAAUAUAGAUUUUCUUCGUCUUCUAACGUUUAAAAAUUGACAUUGUACAAUUUGUUUCCAAUGGUAAUUAAUAUUUUCUUUUACUAUAAUUGUCCAUUGAGGAUAGAUGCUGCAGACACUUCAUCAGAAUGAUUUCAAACUGUUUUAACAUCUAUGGAAUGAGUUGCGCCCAACACUGUUUUGUUGGCGCCCAACAUUGUUUUGCUAUUUCAAAAGUGAGAUCGUUUUCAGAGGCAAAGUUGUAAAACUUGUUUUUGAUCUCUGUGAUGAACUACAACGGUUUUGAACCAGAAAGUAAAAUGUCCUAACACGUCAUAGAGAUGAAAGGGAACUAACUGAUGAAUCUCUUUGAGUUCUUGAAUAAACUCGUUGUAUCUUUAGUUAAAAGUAAAAAUCGUAUUUAUUUGUAAUUUAAUUCAUUCUUAGAAAUAUAUUUUACACAAAAUAUAAAUGCAUAUUGUUUCGUGAUUGAACACAAAGCUUUAUUUAUGAUAGGUUAUAGCUUAACAAUUAAAAUGCAUCAUGCAUAGUAAAUACUUAUUUCCAUUCUCAUUUCGAUUUUAUAACAUUUGCAAAAUUACAAUUACUUAGUCCUGGCAACAAAAAUAAUUAAAGGUUGGGGGUCGCGGAAUAGUGGGGAAUAGUAUUAAAAGGGUUGUAGAAAUAUAAAGGUUGAGAACAGCUGGAUUAGUGUAAUCUUACCAUUGCUUUAUGUCAAGAGAAGUCAGUUGAGUUGCAUGAGACUGGAACGAAUUGACGUCAAUUGAAACAAUGUUUCUAUGGCAAUUUUAAAACUAGGAUUACUUAACAUUGGGACAUCUCUGGGUGUUGUUUGAACUGUGAACCGCAACAAAGUUCUGACCUAAAACUUAGAGAUAUAGAUGAAGACUCAGUUUAGUUCCAUGUGCAUUAAUUUGAUCAAAGUACUUAGUAACUGAAAUAACUUUUGUAGUGUUCUAUGUAUUAUGACUGAAAAAUUACGAAUAAUAGAAUUUCAAUUAUCAGCAAUGUCCAAAUCAAUAUCCGUUUUGAACCAAAGCUAAGCAAGAUAACUAACACUAUUUCGAUUUAUCCUACAUUUCGACUUAUCCUCAACUUUAAUAUCUUUUAUAUCCUUUUUAUAUGACCAUCUUUAUUUUAACAGCGUUUGUUAUUCGUAAUCUCUUGUGAGAUUUAGUUAUACAACAACUAAUAAUUAGUUGGCAAUCUUCAUCUGGUGUACAUGUUAGUCAUUAUAAGUCUGUUGUCAUGGAAACAUAGUUGUUGUUUCUCCUAAUAUUCGGAGAAAAAAAAAAGUUGUAUUAUUACCAAAGAUAAACUUUACACCAACAGCAUGGACAGAUUGUUAAGCUGUGGCUUUGUUAUGUUUGUAAGAGAAACUUGUUGGGCUAAA